UGAUGUUAUAACUAGAGUUCACAGUUCAUGAUGGCUGUGUUUCUCUACGUUGCUGCCGCAGCUGUGUUCAUCUACGUGACGGUUUAUUACGGUGUGUGCAGAGGAGCACGAUGCUCGAGCUCUGUAAGACUGGAGGGGAAGACGGCCAUUGUUACAGGCGGCAACACUGGCAUCGGCAAAGCCACUGCUUUGCAGCUGGCAAAGAGAGGAGCCAGGGUGAUCCUAGCCUGCCGUAACAAGGAGAAGGCUGAGAUGGCCGUUUAUGACAUCCGCAGGGAAAGUAGCAAUAAUCAAGUGUUGUUCAUGCAUUUGGAUUUGUCAAGUCUGAAGUCGGUGCAGUGCUUUGCUGAAACCUUCCUCGAGACUGAACCCAGACUGGACAUUCUUAUCAACAAUGCAGGUGUGAUGGGUCCAGGUCGCUCUGAGGACAGUUUUGGCUUAGCCUUUGGGGUAAACCAUCUCGGUCACUUCCUGCUCACCAACCUCCUUUUGGAGCGACUGCAGAGAUGCGGCCCCAGUCGUGUGGUCACUGUCGCCGCCCUCUUGCACCGCUUCGGAACCAUUGACUUCCCGUUACUGUCUUCUGUGAAAGAUUUGGUGUCAGGUGAUUCCACCUGGCACAGCAUCCAGGCCUACUGCAACAGCAAGCUGUGUAAUGUUCUCUUUACCCGGGAGUUGGCCAACAGGCUGGAGGGAACGAGCGUCACCUGCUACAGCCUACAUCCAGGUGUCGUCUACACAGAACUAUGUCGCAGUUUGCCGUUCUGGCUGCAGCUCCUCGUGAUGCCCAUUGCCAAGCUCUUCUUUAUGGACCCAGAAGGUGGGUCUCAAACCACCCUGCACUGCGCCGUGCAGGAGGGCCUUGAGCCUCUAAGUGGACGUUACUUCUCUAACUGUGCUGUUCAGGAAGCCUGUGUCAGGGGACGAGACGAUGCCCUGGCCAAGAAACUGUGGGAGGUCAGUGAGAGGUUAGCUGCUUUAACACAACCAACCGUUUCAUAACCUAGAAGUACCUGUGUGCAUAUGGACAUUAAGCAAAUUGAGACUUCAGCGUUUUAUGGUUGUUACCUUGUCACCAAGGAGCUAUUUUCUGAUACUUUUGUAAUGAUUGUAUUUAUCCUAGUGACUUUGACAAACCUUUUUAUAUAAAUAAUUUCUCUCUAGAUAUUGACUCAUUUCUAAUAAAAGAAACAUAGUUUCAGGUAUACAUGAGCUGGGAUUGAACAUGUCAUUUUAAAAAAAUAACAAACAACUAAUGGACAAAGUAACGCAUUAUUUAAAAGAUAGGCCGUUUUAUAGGACCUUGUCUGACACACCAGUAACACUAGUGCAUACACAGCAGCCCAUGGAAGCAGAUGGAAGGUUAGCUAUGACAGGCCUGGUACAGGAAAAUGAUUAACCAGCCAAAAAUGUUGAGUAUAAUAUCUUAAAACUGUGAGUUUGGAAUAAUCUGUGGAUGUAGUACAUGACACACACAGACGAAUUAAGAUGAAAAAUAAAUAUUUUUGUUAAUACUGUU
This is a messenger RNA of Cynoglossus semilaevis (tongue sole), 1519 nucleotides long. It is a transcript of the gene dhrs13b.1, whose product is annotated as dehydrogenase/reductase (SDR family) member 13b.1. The record is from RefSeq and is a predicted model, not a curated record. The coding region runs from base 28 to 1002 and encodes 324 amino acids. NCBI's taxonomy places the organism in Eukaryota, Metazoa, Chordata, Actinopteri, Pleuronectiformes, Cynoglossidae. The transcript has 5 exons.